AUUUGGUUAAAAGCAAUUUAUUUUUAAAGAAAAUGUCUCCUCUGAAGAUAUAUGGUCCUAUCAGAAUUCGAAGUAUGCAGACUGGAAUUACAAAAUGGAAAGAAGGAUCCUUUGAAAUUGUGGAAAAAGACAAUAAAGUCAGCCUUGUAGUUCACUACAACACUGGAGGAAUUCCAAGAGUAUUUCAGUUAAGUCAUAACAUUAAAAAUGUGGUACUACGACCCAGUGGAACAAAACAAAGUCGCCUCAUGUUGACUUUACAAGAUAACAGCUUCUUGUCUAUUGACAAAGUACCAAGUAAGGAUGCAGAGGAAAUGAGGUUGUUCCUAGAUGCAGUCCAUCAAAACAGGCUUCAUGCAGCUAUGAAACCUUCUCAAGGUUCUGGUAGUUUUGGAACUAUUCUGGGCAGCAGGACCUCUCAGAAGGAAACUAACAGACAGCUUUCUUACUCAGACAAUCAGGCCUCUUCAAAAAGAGGAAGUUUAGAAACUAAAGAUGAAAUUCCAUUUCGUAAAGUUCUUGGCAGUCCUGGUAGAGGACCAAUUAAGACUGUAACCGGAAGUGGAAUGGCUGUUACCCGGACUAUUCCUUCUUUGACACUGACAUCAACACCCCUUAGAUCAGGAUUAUUAGAAAACCGCACUGAAAAGAGGAAAAGAAUGCUGUCUGGUUCAGAGCUGACUGAAGAUUAUCCUAAGGAAAACGAUUCAUCAUCGAACAACAAAGCUAUGACAGACCCUUCAAGAAAAUAUUUAACCAGCAGUAGAGAAAAGCAGCUGAGUUUGAAACAGGCAGAAGAAAAUCGAACAUCAGGGCUUUUACCUCUACAGUCAUCCUCGUUCUAUGGGAGCAGAGCUGGGUCAAAGGACUACUCUUCUGGUGGCACUAACCUGGACAGGUGUAAUGUUUCAAGCCAGACUCCUUCUGCCAAAAGAAGCCUGGGGUUUCUUCCUCAGCCGACUCCUCUAUCUGUUAAAAAGCUGAGGUGUAACCAGGACUACGCAGGCUGGAACAAACCUAGAGUGGCCCUUUCCUCCCAUCCACAGCAGCUGCAGGGAUUCUCCAAUUUGGGAAAUACAUGCUAUAUGAAUGCUAUCUUACAAUCUCUAUUUUCACUCCAGUCAUUUGCAAAUGAUUUGCUUAAACAAAGUAUCCCAUGGAAGAAAAUUCCACUCAAUGCACUUAUCAGACGCUUUGCAAACCUGCUUAUUAAAAAAGAUAUUUCUAAUUCAGAGACCAAAAAAGAACUACUUAAGAAGGUUAAAAAUGCUAUUUCAGCUACUGCAGAGAGAUUCUCUGGCUAUGUCCAAAAUGAUGCUCAUGAAUUUUUAAGUCAGUGCUUAGAUCAGCUGAAGGAGGAUAUGGAAAAACUAAAUAAAACUUGGAAGACAGAACCUGUCCUUGGAGAAGAAAAUUCACCAGAUACAUCAGCUACCAAAGUGUUCACUUGCCCUGUUAUUACAAACUUGGAGUUUGAGGUUCAGCACUCCAUUAUCUGCAAAGCAUGUGGAGAAACUAUUCCCAAAAGAGAACAGUUUAAUGAUCUCUCCAUUGACCUUCCUCGGAGGAAAAAACCACUCCCUCCUCGUUCAAUUCAAGAUUCUCUUGAUCUUUUCUUUAGGGCAGAAGAACUUGAAUACUCCUGUGAAAAGUGUGGUGGAAAGUGUGCUCUUGUCAGGCACAAAUUUAACAGGCUGCCCAGGGUCCUCAUUCUUCAUUUGAAACGAUACAGCUUCAAUGUGGCUCUCUCGCUUAACAACAAGAUAGGACAACAAGUCAUCAUUCCAAGAUACCUGACCCUGUCAUCUCACUGCACUGAAAAUACAAAACCACCUUUUACUCUUGGGUGGAGUGCACAUAUGGCAGUUUCUAGACCAUUGAGAGCCUGUCAAAUGGUGAAUUCCUGCAUCACCAGCCCUUCUGCACCUUCAAAGAAAUUCCCCUUCAGAUCCAAGAGCUCCUUGACAUCAGGCCUGGAUUCUGACAGUGAGGACGAACUUAAACGCUCUGUGGCCCUCAGUCAGAGACUUAGUGAUUUGCCAGGCAGUGAACAGUAUCAGGAAGAUGUGGAAAAAGAUUUGAAAUUGUGCAGAUUAGAGCCUGGGAAGUCUGAACUGGAGAACUCAGGAUUUGACAGAAUGAGUGAGGAAGAGGUGCUGGCCGCUGUGUUAGAGAUAAGCAGGAGAGAAGCUUCGCCGGUGCUCAGCCCUGACGACGACGAUAAGCCAACCAGCAGUCCGGACACGGGGUUUGCAGAAGAUGAUAUUCCAGAAAUGCCUGAAAAUGCAGAUGCUAUGGAAAUUGAGAAACCCAAAACAAUCUCUGAGCCAGGUCCUGCUAGUUUUACUGAGAUAACAAAAGACUGUGAUGAGAAUAAAGAAAACAAAACUCCAGAAGGCUCUCAGGGAGAGGUUGAUUGGCUCCAACAGUAUGACAUUGAGCGGGAAAGAGAAGAGCAGGAGCUGCAGCAAGCACUGGCUCAGAGCCUGCAAGAACAAGAGGCCUGGGAACAAAAAGAAGAUGAUGACCUCAAAAGGGCUACAGAGUUAAGUCUUCAAGAGUUUAACAACUCUUUUCUGGAUUCCCUGGGCUCAGAUGAGGACUCUGGAAAUGAGGAUGUCUUUGAUAUGGAGUACACAGAAGCUGAAGCCGAGGAGCUGAAAAGAAAUGCUGAGACAGGAAAUCUUCCCCAUUCCUAUCGGCUCAUCAGUGUUGUCAGUCACAUUGGGAGUACCUCUUCCUCAGGUCAUUACAUUAGUGAUGUAUAUGACAUUAAGAAACAGGCAUGGUUCACUUACAAUGACCUGGAGGUCUCUAAAAUCCAAGAGGCUGCCGUGCAGAGUGAUCGAGAUCGCAGUGGCUAUAUCUUCUUCUAUAUGCACAAGGAGAUCUUUGAUGAGUUGCUGGAAACAGAAAAAAACUCUCAGGCGCUUAACAUGGAGGUGGGGAGAGCUGCCCGUCAGGCCUCGUGAGGAGAGCUCGGGCAGCAAGAGCUGCACGUCUGUCACUGCCACCCUCCUCACCGUCCUCUGCCCGAAGAGAAUUGGGAAUUCUACUUGAUGCAGGAGCAACAGCAGCUCAGGGCCAAACCAAAAGAAACUUCAGUCAUGUGCAAUGCUCCAUGCUGUUUAUGGAAACCUUGGUCUCAUCUAUAGCUGAUGAUCCUUUUUCUCAUACGAGAGUGCCGCUUCCUUUUGUCUUCGGAGUGACUCCAUGCUGUAAAUAUAUGUCCAUACCCACACACAUAGAGCGAAUGAGUGGAGUCUUAAAGAGCUAGGAGGAGCACCAGAAGUAGUGGGCCUGCUCACAGUGGAUGUGCAGCUGUUUGCCAGAGAAAUCAGUGUCCAAGCACAUUCAUCUGGGGAGGUGUGAUGAUGCACGUAGCGCUUGGCUUUUGGGGGUUUUGUUUUGUUUGUUUGCUUGUUUUG
Arvicanthis niloticus (Nile rat) is the source of this 3428-nucleotide messenger RNA. It is a transcript of the gene Usp37, whose product is annotated as ubiquitin specific peptidase 37. Gene Ontology annotation, molecular function: cysteine-type deubiquitinase activity. The record is from RefSeq and is a predicted model, not a curated record. Gene Ontology annotation, biological process: G1/S transition of mitotic cell cycle; protein deubiquitination. Gene Ontology annotation, cellular component: nucleus; cytosol. Lineage: Eukaryota; Metazoa; Chordata; Mammalia; Rodentia; Muridae.